AUUAGAGUUCCUCUCCCUCUCUCUUCCGCGCAUACUUUUCUUUCUAACAAAUUUUCUCCGAUCAACCUCACCCAACAAGAAAAUUCUCAUCCAGCAAUCCAGCAUUAAUAAUGGGGUAUCCACAAACACCUUCCGUGCCUAUGAACAUGGAAUCCAUCUCGAAAGCAAGACCUGACAACAAUGGAGAUGCAAUUGUUGGUUCCUAUAGUGCAUGGCUGGAAAAGCAUCCUUCUGCCCUGGACUCUUUUGAACAAAUUACGAGCAUGGCUCAUGGGAAAAAGAUGGUCGUAUUUUUGGAUUACGAUGGAACACUCUCGCCGAUUGUAGACGACCCUGAUCGGGCUUUCAUGACUGAUGCGAUGCGUUCAGUAGUACGUGAAGUUGGUAAACGUUUCCCAACUGCAAUUGUCUCCGGAAGGUCUCGAGAUAAGGUAUUCGAAUUUGUAAAACUAAACAAUCUCUAUUAUGCUGGAAGCCACGGGAUGGAUAUAUCAACCCCAUCAGGUUCUCUCAAGUAUGGAAACCACAAGCAUCAAACUAGAGCCAUUGAUGAGAAGGGUAAUGACGUUGUUAACUUCCGCCCGGCACAAGAGUUCUUGCCUAAAAUUCAAGAGUUAAAGAAGGUGUUGCAAGAAAUAACCAUAAAUGUAAAGGGUGCCAUGGUUGAAGACAAUAAAUUCUGCAUCUCUGUGCACUUUCGGCAUGUGAAUGAGGAGGUUGUUGGCAUCCUUAAGGAGAUGGUGGAAUCCACAAUGGAAUCCUAUGAAGGCUUCCGUAUAUCUGAGGGGAAAAAGGUAAUGGAAAUCCGCCCUACUAUAGACUGGGAUAAAGGUCGUGCUUUGCAGUAUUUACUUGACAUUCUUGGUUUUGACAAUUCUAGCGAUGCCCUCCCUAUAUAUAUAGGAGAUGAUAUAACUGAUGAAGAUGCUUUUAAGAUGAUUAAGCGCAUUGGGAAAGGAUUUUCGGUGGUUGUUUCUUCUGCUCCAAAGGAGACGAAAGCCUCGUACUCUUUGCGUGACCCAACGGAGGUCAUGGCCUUCCUCGUACGUUUAGGAAAGUGGAAAGGGAGCAUAUAGGAAAAUAAUUAUAGGCUAUAUUGUCACAAUAUUGGAGCUAAUUUGCCAAUUAUUUUUGAGUCGGCAAAUUCUAGCAUCAAUUUCCUUAAUCAAAUGUAUGUAUCUUUUUAGGAGAUUGAUUAAUCAAUUGGGUAGCUAGAUCCUAACUUCUUA
Molecule: messenger RNA, 1229 nt
Organism: Alnus glutinosa
Lineage: Eukaryota; Viridiplantae; Streptophyta; Magnoliopsida; Fagales; Betulaceae
Product: probable trehalose-phosphate phosphatase 1
Exons: 10
Coding region: 111-1076 (321 amino acids)
Biological process (GO): trehalose biosynthetic process
Molecular function (GO): trehalose-phosphatase activity
Source: RefSeq, a predicted model, not a curated record